Tarenaya hassleriana is the source of this 1116-nucleotide messenger RNA. Its product is annotated as PGR5-like protein 1A, chloroplastic. Gene Ontology annotation, molecular function: oxidoreductase activity, acting on iron-sulfur proteins as donors. Gene Ontology annotation, biological process: photosynthetic electron transport in photosystem I. NCBI's taxonomy places the organism in Eukaryota, Viridiplantae, Streptophyta, Magnoliopsida, Brassicales, Cleomaceae. The coding region runs from base 95 to 979 and encodes 294 amino acids. The transcript is spliced from 8 exons. The record is from RefSeq and is a predicted model, not a curated record. Gene Ontology annotation, cellular component: chloroplast thylakoid membrane.
UACACGCGCGAAUCGCAUCGUGUGGCCUAAAUUGUUUUGGCCAAAUGAUUUUGUUCCGGCGAGUGAAGAAGACGCAAUCAAUCUUCCACUGUUCAUGGCGGGUUCUUGCAGCUCGAUCAGGCCUCGGUUGCUCGGUUCGUCAUCGCCUAUGGAGCUUUUCAAUCGAGCCGAAGCUCCGGCGUUCUCCGCCCGGAUCUCGACUAGGAGCCGCGUCCACGGCGGAGGCGUCAUCGCUACGACAUACCGAGAGGAAGGUCCGUCGUGCAUCUACGUUGGUCCCAUUGAUUCGGCAAGCAAGGAAACCCUAGAAGCUCUCUACAGCCAAGCCAGGGAUGCAUAUUACAACGGGAAGCCUCUGAUAGUUGACGACAUGUUUGAUAGAGUAGAGCUGAAGCUUCGGUGGUAUGGUUCGAAAUCUGUCGUCAAGUACCCUCGGUGCAGUCUCUUGCGACAAUCAACAUAUGCCGAUGCAGAGGAAGAUACAUCCCAAGUUUUUGCAUUGGCAUCCAUUUGGAUCUUGAUUCUCGUAUUUGGGAGCUCAGCAUGCCUUUUGCCUGCAGUUUACGUCCUCAGCUUAGUCUAUGGAGAUCCAUUUGACUUGGGGAUUGCUUAUUCUGGCCAAUUAUAUUCCGUGCCCUUCUCUGCUAAGUUGAAUGGCAUCCUCUUCACGGUUCUAGGAUGUGCAUUUGGCUCACCCAUCGCAUCAUCUGCAGUUGGAGUACUUCAGGGGCUAUGGAGAAACGACUUAGCGGCUCUCAGAGGAGCAUGCCCUAACUGUGGGGAAGAGGUAUUUGCGUUUGUGAGGUCUGAUCAAUCGAACAGUAACGCACACAGAGCCGAUUGUCAUGUGUGUGGAUGCACCUUAGAGUUCCGUACCAAAGUUGAGAAAAACGCCUCGCCGUUGGGUAGGAAAUGGAUUUACGGCAGGAUAUACCUCGUGUCGCGGCAAAGAAGAAAUCGGCGUUCAAAGAUGAUGUAGACCCUGCAAAUACAAAACUUCUUCUCUUGCAAAAAAAGAUGCUUUCAUGAGAGUAACAUACAUCAGUCACAGGACAAACAUUUGCAACUGAGAAAAAAAGAAUGUUCAUUCAUAUGAUCCCUGCUUCUGAAGAUUGA